AUGCUUGCUAGUCGCGCGACUUUGGCAUCACGCCAUGCCAGCCGCGCCCGGAUUGUUGCAAAGGCUUCUGAGAUUCGGAAUUUCGCGACAGUAGCCCCCGUGAGCUCCGCUGCUCGGAACCACAAAGUUGUUGUCGUCGGAGGAGGCAGCGCAGGUCUGACCAUUAGCCACCAGUUGUUGCGGUCCGGCCGGUUUUCUCAGGAUGACAUUGCUGUUGUUGAUCCGGCCGAAUGGCACCACUAUCAGCCAGGCUGGACGUUGGUCGGCGGUGGCCUCAAGUCAAAACAAGAAUUGCGGAGGCCCCUCGAGAGCCUGGUCGACCCCAAACUCAAGUUUUACCAGCAGGGAGUAAGCUCCUUCAACCCCGAGGAAAACAACAUCAAGCUUGGAAAUGGCGAUAAACUUGGCUACGAGCAGCUCGUUGUCGCUCCUGGUAUCAACAUCGAUUACGGCAGCGUCAAGGGCUUGCCCGAGGCUCUUGCAGACCCCGGUUCCCUUGUGUCUUCUAUUUACGGCUAUGACACUUGUGACAAGGUAUUCGGCACUUUCGGAAGACUUCAGAAGGGAAACGCAAUCUUUACCCAACCCGCCGGUGUGAUCAAGUGUGCUGGCGCUCCCCAGAAGAUCAUGUGGCUUGCCCUCGACCACUGGAAGCGUGCCGGCCUGUAUAACCCGAACGACCCUGCAAGCUCGUCCAUUAAGAUCAGCUUUGCCACUGGCCUUCCCACCAUGUUUGGUGUCCCCAAAUACAGCGCAAAGCUUGAAGAAUUGCGCAAGGAAAGGGGCGUCGAGGGACUCUUUCAGCACGAUCUCCUCUCCGUGGAUGGUAACACAGCCACCUUCGGCCGUCCUGACGGGAAGGAAAAGGUCACAAAGCAGUUUGACCUCAUGCAUGUCGUCCCCAAGAUGGGCCCCCAUGAUUUUGUCAAGAGCAGCCCUCUCGCCGAUGCUGCCGGCUAUGUCAGUGUUGAUCAAGCAACAACCCGACACACUAAAUUCCCCAAUGUCUGGUCGGCAGGUGAUGCAUCUAGUCUACCCACCUCUAAGACUGCUGCAGCAAUCACAUCUCAGGCUCCGAUUCUUGUCAGCAACCUGCUGCGGUCAUUGGACGGCGCCGAGCCUCAACCCUUGUACGAUGGCUACACCUCUUGCCCAAUUCCUACCGAGUAUGGUAAACUAUUGCUUGCCGAGUUCAAGUAUGGUGGAGUUCCCAAGGAGACUUUUGGCGACCUUAUUGGAUUUGACCAAGCAGUUCCUAGACGUGCGUUUUACCACUUGAAAAAGGACUUCUUCCCGUGGGUCUACUACACCUCCAUGGUCAAAGGAACUUGGGGUGGCCCCAACGGCUGGAGAAACUGA
Messenger RNA from Colletotrichum abscissum, 1359 nucleotides. RefSeq names its product Sulfide:quinone oxidoreductase/flavo-binding protein. Bases 1 to 1359 code for a protein of 452 amino acids. Gene Ontology annotation, cellular component: mitochondrion. Lineage: Eukaryota; Fungi; Ascomycota; Sordariomycetes; Glomerellales; Glomerellaceae. Gene Ontology annotation, molecular function: FAD binding; sulfide:quinone oxidoreductase activity. The transcript has a single exon. The record is from RefSeq and is a predicted model, not a curated record.